UAGUGGAAAACUGUGUUUUAUUUUAUAUUUGAUAUCUUGUAAUUCAGAAAUUGUAAAUAAUUUUAUAAGUUCAGGACAGGGUUGUAAGACUGUAAAACUGGUUUACAUAUAAUCUUAUAACACAGCUUAUUAUCCAGUUCUUGUCAUGAAAGAUUUUAUCAGUCGCUCUAAUUAGUGUCUUAAGAAAUGGAACAAAGAAUAGCUUUCCAUGCCACAGAUUUUAUUGCUCGAACCCCUAAUUCAAAUCUGUUGAGCUAAUGAUGUCGGGUCUUUUAUCUAAUACUCGCCUUUGUCCAAACCGGACACUGGUUUUGGCAUCUUUGUACAUAAUUAUCCCAAGGUGACUAAUUGCUUUUAACGUAAGCGUGUUAUGUAAUGUAUAAGGGCCCGUCCGCCCUGGUUCAGGGAUUUGUUUGUUUUACCAUUUAAUUGUCCAUGCGAUUGCGCAUGCUCACCUGUCCGGAGACGCUGUUUCGGUCAACUGUCUUGGUCACUUGGAUUCGGACCAAUAAAGAAGACAGACCUCUAAAAGCAGUUGUCUCUACAUUAUGUUUUACAGCAUUCAAAAGAACAAAAGUUCCCGAUGAAAACUUGGUGGAGUUUCCUCAAGAUCCCAUAUGAAGGAAAGUUUGAAGGGAAGGAAAAACAACAGACCAAUAAACUAUCGGGUGCACCAUUCACAUUUUACAAGGUCUAACAGUAUGUUAUCAACUCCAACAACAGCAACAGUUUUUACAAUCCCAUCACCUGUAACCACAUCCGGACCAGUGCAAUCAACAUCUUCAAACCAGGAUUUAUCUCAAAACGGACAUACGGUAACAACUACCACUGAUAGUUCAACUGUUCCCAGGGUAGCUGAAACCAUUUCAUCAGCACCGAGUGUUAGAAACUUACCACCACCUCCUUCCCCACCCAUUCAGAUACAACAAACACCAGUUAUAAUGUCUGGCAUUGGUGUAACCUUGUCCAAAUUUAAUGGUACCGAUGCUCAAUUAUGGUGGAACUCUAUGGAAUCAUGGAGAAGAUUUUUGAAACUGUCAGAGGAGGACACUAUUGCAGCACUAGGCUGUAAUUUCGAGGGCAGUGCACAAGUGUGGCUCAACAACCUGCCUGAAGAGUCAAAGUUGAACCUUUCAAUUUUUAAGGAUGCCUUCAAUGACCGCUUCAAUAAGAAGCAAAUGGACAUCAAAUUUAUGUCCAUUAAACAAGGUGAUACAGAGAACAAUGAUACUUAUAUUGCAAGAGCAGAAAAACAGGCUCUAGGACAGAUGAUGCCAGAGGAGGCCAAAGUGAUGGUCAUCAUCCAAGGACUAAAACCUGCAGUCAGGAAGUGUGUUCUUGGAAAAGAACCAAAGUCAUUUGCUGACUUACGUCAUGCACUUGACAUUGCAAGUGCUGAAUUGGAGUGUGGCAGGGAAGACACAAAAGACAUGGUUCAGAUGUUUUCUACACUCAUGUCCAAAAUUGACAAACUAGAGUCAGUCAAUUCGGUGCAGCACCAAAAACAAUCCGAAUCUACACAGAAAUCCAAUAGUGCUGAUCAACAUCAGCCAUAUCAGCAGCCUCAUCCCCAGCCAUAUCAACAGCCUCAUCCCCAGCCAUAUCAGCAGCCUCAUCCCCAGCCAUAUCAGCAGCCUCAUCCACAGCCAUAUCAACAGCCAUAUCCUCAACAGUUUCAGCAACCUUUUAAUCAGCCAUUCCAGCAGCCCAGCUACCAUCAACAUCCUCAUCGGCCUCAAUACCAGCCCCGGCAUCAGAAUAGACGUCACCAUCACAAUCAGCCACGCCAACAGGGAAGCAUGAAUCAGCAAGGACAAAACAGACCAUGUGGAUGUGGUGUCUUUGGUCUUCCUCAAAUGUGGAAUAUGAUUGUGAUGGCCCUCCUAUGCGUACCUGUAGUGGUUAGUACGACGUCAGUACAAAGGUUGAACUACGGUAUUCUGUUUGAACCAGGACAGAAGCUGCAUCUUGGCCAGGAAUAUUGGUCGCAUACCUUAAAGAUACAGCUACCAACAAAUUUGAACCUCCCAGAUAUCAUCCUAUGCAAGAGAAGAACAUGCGAGUCUGCUAACUCUGUAGUCAGAACACUAAACAAUCUCAGAACUCAGUGUAUGGCAGAUGUUAAUGAGACGGUAAAAGAAAUACAUCGGUUGAUUCCACAUAGUUACAUCCCGAACAGUUCACCAUUCAGCUCACGCCGAAGUAAACGAGGUCUAUUUGAUUUUAUUGGUGAUAUAUCCAAAUCACUUUUUGGUACUGCAACUUCCAACGAUGUUUCAAACCUCAAACGCCACAUGCAGAUUUUGAAUAACAAUAAUGUUAAGUUGGCAAAAGCAAUGGCUGAAGAAGCUCACCAACUUACAUCAUUCAUAUCAACAGUUAAUGACCGUUUCGAUAACGUUAUCAAGGCUGUUAAAACAAACCACGAUCAAGCAAUUACUUUAUCUAACCAAUUUGCCACUUCUUUGGAUGGAUUGGAACAUGAAUUUGUACUUUUAGAAAAUAUGAUGUUAACACAAACUAAUGCUACAACAAUCUUAAACAAGCACUUAGAACAUGUUAAGUUAGCAAUUCAUGAUCUAGUCAAGGGCAAGUUAUCUCCCUUUCUUCUCUCGCCUCAUGUAAUCAGUGACUCCCUAAAGCAAGUACAAAGUAUAAUGGUUAGGAAGUUCCCAGGAUUUAAUAUUAUACAUAGGAAUCCACUGUAUUACUACUCAUUUGCAAACUUUCUGUUUGCUAGGCACCAUGGUAAUCUGUAUAUUCUUUUACAAAUUCCAAUUUCGACCUUUGUUAAACCGUUAUCUUUGUAUAAGGUUUAUUCUUUUCCUGUUCCAUUGAAUGCUACAUCUACUCAUGCUACACAACUACUUGGAACACCAGACUACUUCUUUCACACAAAUGACAAUCAGCAUUUCUCAGUUCUGUCACAUGAUCAGUUGAGGACAUGUACUAGUAAUAAUAACAUCUUGUACUGCCCUUUCCAUGUUGCUUUGUCCUCGGUUGCUAAACCAUCAUGUCUAUCCGCUUUGUUUUACAACCACAAGGAAUCAGUGAAAGAGACCUGUGAUUUUCGGUUUGUUCCAAACUCCCUCUCACCUAGUAUUAAGGAAUUAUCUCCCUCUACACUGUUAUUGUAUCAUAUCACUAUGCUAGCAUUAGAUUGUCCUUCAGGUCAGAAAAUUAUCAAAGGAUGUACUUUUUGUGUAAUACAAAUACCAUGUAGAUGUUCCCUAACUUCAGACAAUUUGUUUAUGCCACCACGCAUAGGGACAUGUAAAAAUGAAACAAGAGAUAUAUCAGUUGUUCAUCCAAUUAAUCUGGCUUUGUUACAAGAAUUUUUUCCAUCAUCUGAACAUUCCUCAAUCUUUGGCGAUACAUCAUAUUCCAAAUUUGUCCACAUCAAGCUUCCAGCAUUGAAGAUUUACAAUCAUUCUUUUUCUCAGCUGUUAGCUAAUGAUAACAAAUUUGACCUAAGUCUGAAAAAGAUUGCUCAAAAAGCUAAAAAAGGAGAAACAGUUUUUACUUCCUUAGCUGAGUCAAUGAUAGAUGGACAGAUUCCAUUUGCUUCAGUUGAAUGGCCAGAUACUAGUGGUGUCAUUGCAUUGAUAGGAACAGUUGUCUCUACUAUAGCUAUUGUAUUAGUCUUUUGUUUGUAUGUCAGAUUUCGAAAGUUGUCAGCCUUACUCUUGCUUGCUCAAAAGUCUUCUGCAUUCACUAUCUCACCUAACGUUCCAAGUUUUCAUUUCAAAGGCUUACCUGAUACAACCACUCCAACCCUCAUAUCAGAGCAUGUGUAUAACUCACUUCUGACACCAUGGCCAUAUGUUGUGCUUUCUUUUCUUACAACCACAUUCAUUCUCUUUGCUGUGUAUAUUAUUUGGAAGAAACUAAUCAAUGUUCACAAAACUUCACUUCUUGUUGAACUUACUAAUGGUCAUGAAUGUGAGCUAAUCAAAGUGGCUUCUCUUCCUCUGUGCCCAGAUAACUGGACCUUUUCUCCUCCAAUGGAUAUCAGUAACAUUUUUAUCCAAGGUAAUGUCCUGCCCAUGAUUCAUUUUGAGUGGUCAGAAUUUUCUGUUAUUAACAAUCAUACUAAACAGCGUAUCUACCCAUGCAAAAGUUAUCGUCUCUCACCUUUCCGAGCUAGAAAAAUCAAAAGAAUUUUGAAUCAACCUUAUACAGCAUAUAUUUUGCUAGCACAUCAUGGCUAUUUCUCUUUACUGAAGUGACUGUAACAAAAGGGACGUACAAUGUCUAGGAACAGAAUUGCCAAUUCCAUUCAAAACAUACAUACUGUAUGUGAAUAAUGCAAAGAACUUUUUGUGAAUUAUGCAAAGAACUGAAGCUUGAAGUUUGAUACAUUUAUGAGCUCAUUGUAAAUAUUGUACUUU
This is a messenger RNA of Pecten maximus, 4391 nucleotides long. RefSeq lists its product as uncharacterized. The transcript is spliced from 2 exons. NCBI's taxonomy places the organism in Eukaryota, Metazoa, Mollusca, Bivalvia, Pectinida, Pectinidae. The record is from RefSeq and is a predicted model, not a curated record. Bases 618 to 4229 code for a protein of 1203 amino acids.